AGUCAUUUUGGUUCAAGGCAUUUUUGUUGCAAGGUGCGAACGCAAGUGCGAAGCGCGUGCCCGCAGGAGCUCCCUGCAUCCAGCCAAGAUGAUCCGCGCUGCCGCGUGCGCGUCUGCAGCGGCCCUGGUCUGUGCCAGCGCGGCCCCGUUGGCCGACGGCUACUCCAGCCUGGGCGCAAAACGCACAAGGUCCGUUGGCAGCGAAGACGUGCCAGAAGGGCAUGGCAGCCAGAAAACGGGCACAGGUGGCGCCAGCAGCUUCGACUACAGCAAGUACGCGUCGGCGAGCCAGGGCAACCAGAAUUCGGGCGCGGGCGGCGACAGCAGCUUCGACUACAGCAGCUACAUGUCGUCGGCGGGCCAGGACAACCAGAAGAAAGGCACGGGCGGCGACAUGAGCUUCGACUACAGCAAGUACAUGUCGUCGGCGGGCCAGGGCAGCCAGAGGAAACGCGCGGGUAGCAACAACAGCUUCGACUACAGCAGGUACAUGGCUGGGGGCAACGGCGCCAGCUCCGCCUUGGGCGGGGGCUCCGAGGCCAACUCCGCCCCCGCCGCCGCGGGCGUCCUGCUCGCCAGUGGCGGCGCUGGAGAUUUCGCGAGCAAGUACGGCGGAGGCGACUGGCAGUCCUUCGCGCGGGGCGCCACGAGUGCCUCGGGCCCCAGCGGGGAUGGCUUCGAGAAUGACUUCGACUACUCGAACUUCUCGCGUGGCUUCGACUACUCGAACUUCUCGCGCGGUUUCAUCCCCGCCCACGCCUGGAGCGAGGGCCGCUUCGAUGCCGUGGAGCAGGCCCCGUUUUCCGCCAGCGACUGCCACGACAUGACCUGCCUGAAGGCCUGGGAGAAGGCGCAGACGGCACAGGCGUCCAAGUACGGUAGCUACGCCCCCAAGAUCGCCCAGGACGCCUGGAACUCCGACAUCGAGAAGCAGUACAACGCCAGCAAGGCCCGCAUCGAGGAGGAGAUGCACAAUGCCUCGGAGGUGGCCAACGCCUCGGAGGCCAACGCCUCGAAGGCCAGCGCCUCGCGCGCCGCGGCGCCCAAGGCUGGCACCUCGAAGAGUGCGGAGGCGCCCGAGGCGCGCAGCCGCGCCGCGGCGGCGCCCAGGGCUGGCGCCUCCGCGGGGGCGGCGGGCGCGGGCAGCCGGGCGGCGGCGAGGCGUGGCGCCAGCCACGAGGCGGGCGCCAGGCUGCCGGACGCGCCCGCGGGCGCCGCCGCGUCCGCCGCCGCUGGCAGCGCCUCCGUGCCCUCGAGGGCGGCGGGCGGCGCCGCCGCCGCGGGCGUCCUGCUCGCCAGCGCGGCCCCGUUGGCCGACGGCUACUCCAGCCUGGGCGCAAAACGCACACAGUCCGAUGGCAGCGAAGACGUGCCAGAAGGGCAUGGCAGCCAGAAAACGGGCACAGGUGGCGCCAGCAGCUUCGACUACAGCAAGUACGCGUCGGCGAGCCAGGGCAACAAGAAUUCGGGCGCGGGCGGCGACAGCAGCUUCGACUACAGCAGCUACAUGUCGUCGGCGGGCCAGGACAACCAGAAGAAAGGCGCGGGCGGCGACAUGAGCUUCGACUACAGCAAGUACAUGUCGUCGGCGGGCCAGGGCAGCCAGAGGAAACGCGCGGGUAGCAACAACAGCUUCGACUACAGCAGGUACAUGGCUGGGGGCAACGGCGCCAGAUCCGCCUUGGGCGGGGGCUCCGAGGCCAACUCCGCCCCCGCCGCCGCGGGCGUCCUGCUCGCCAGUGGCGGCGCUGGAGAUUUCGCGAGCAAGUACGGCGGAGGCGACUGGCAGUCCUUCGCGCCGGGCGCCACGAGCGACUCGGGCCCCAGCGGGGAUGGCUUCGAGGAUGGCUUCGACUACUCGAACUUCUCGCGUGGCUUCGACUACUCGAACUUCUCGCGCGGUUUCAUCCCCGCCCACGCCUGGAGCGAGGGCCGCUUCGAUGCCGUGGAGCAGGCCCCGUAUUCCGCCAGCGACUGCCACGACAUGACCUGCCUGAAGGCCUGGGAGAAGGCGCAGACGACACAGGCGUCCAAGUACGGCAGCUACGCCCCCAAGAUCGCCCAGGACGCCUGGAACGCCGACAUCGAGAAGCAGUACAACGCCAGCAAGGCCCGCAUCGAGGAGGAGAUGCACAAUGCCUCGGAGGUGGCCAACGCCUCGGAGGCCAACGCCUCGAAGGCCAGCGCCUCGCGCGCCGCGGCGCCCAAGGCUGGCACCUCGAAGAGUGCGGAGGCGCCCGAGGCGCGCAGCCGCGCCGCGGCGGCGCCCAGGGCUGGCGCCUCCGCGGGGGCGGCGGGCGCGGGCAGCCGGGCGGAGGCGGCGAGGCGUGGCGCCGCCGCCGCCGCGGGCGGCGCCUCCGCGUCGGGCGGCAGGGCGGCGGAGCCGCGGGCGAGCGGCGAGGCCACGGCCCCCGCCGAGAGGCUGGCCGCGGCGCCGGCGGGCGAGCAGGGCGGCGUCGGCCACGCCGGCUGGGUGGCGGCGGCCUCCGCGGCGGCCCUGGCCGCCGCGGCGGCGCGCGCGGUGCGCGGCCGCCGGCAGGGCGUGUCGGAGGAAGCCGCCGAGGGCGCCCUGUACCAGUCGCUGGACUGGUUCACUGCGCGUGCGGGCAGCAUACAGCGCAUGCCCGAGUGCGUCACGCCCCGCUUGUGGGCGGGCGUGGCAAAUAUUUCGCGCGCGAGCAGCGAG
Molecule: messenger RNA, 2686 nt
Organism: Prorocentrum cordatum
Lineage: Eukaryota; Dinophyceae; Prorocentrales; Prorocentraceae
Source: the annotation of a GenBank genome assembly